AUGUGGCACUUCAUGUCUCUCUCUCGAGUACUUGUUAUACUAAGUCUUCAGUUCUCAUUGCUAGCACUGGUUUCUUCUUCUGGCUGGAAAACAUUGCAAGGGUCUCCACCACUGGUCAUAGCACGUGGUGGGUUUUCAGGGAUAUUUCCAGAUUCAAGUUCACCUUCCUAUAGUUUGGCUCUAGACACUAGUGGUCCAAAUGUUACUCUAUGGUGUGAUGUGCAAUUGACAAAGGAUGGAAUUGGGAUUUGUUUUCCACAUCUUAAAUUGGACAAUGCCACUGACAUUUCCAUGGCUUAUCCUGGCAAAGCAAAGGAUUACUCGGUUAAUGGGGUCCAAAGCAGGGGAUGGUUUUCUGUGGAUUACAACUUUGAUCAACUAGCAAAUGUCUCCCUUGUUCAAGGAGUGUACUCUCGGACUAAUAGGUUUGAUGGCAAUAAACUCGGCAUUCUCAGUGUUGAGGAAGUAGCUAAAUUAAUGAAAUCACCAUCUACAGGCCUGUGGUUAAAUGUUCAGCAUGAUUCAUUCUUCAAGCAACAGAAUUUGAGUGUAGAAAAAUUUCUACUCUCUCUCUCAGCUAAAAGUGUGUCUGUCAGUUACAUCUCAUCACCUGAUGUGGAUUUCUUAAAGAGAGUAAGAUCAAGCUUUAGUCCUGGAAAAACUAGCCUAAUCUUCACGAUUCUAGAGCAGUCUAAGAUUGAAUCUGCUACCAAAAAGACUUAUGGUGACCUCUUGAAAAAUCUAGCGUUAAUCAUAACAUUUGCUUCAGGAAUUCUUGUUCCCAAGGGCUAUAUAUGGCCUGUAGACUCAGGACUUUAUCUACAACCACAUACCUCUCUUGUCUCAGAUGCUCAUAAAGAAGGUCUUCAAGUUUUUGUAUCAGACCUUUUUAAUGAUGUUCCAUUCAGCUACAAUUUCAGUUUUGAUCCUCUACCUGAGUGUCUAUCUUUCAUUGAUGGGGGUGAUUUCUCUGUUGAUGGUGUGCUGUCUGAUUUUCCAGUGACUCCAUCUGCAGCCAUAAAUUGCUAUUCUGGCCUAGCGAAAAAUGCCAAAAAACAAGUGAACACUUUGGUUAUCACAAAAUAUGGAGCAAGUGGAGACUACCCUGCUUGUACUGACCUUGCAUAUACUCAAGCUAAAUCAGAUGGAGCAGACGUACUUGAUUGCCCUGUUCAAAUGUCAAAGGAUGGAGUACCCUUUUGCUUAAGUUUUAUAGAUCUUUUAGAGAGCACAACAGUUGCUAAUGAAACAAAAUUCAAAAACCGUGCUACAUCUGUUCCAGAGAUUAAAUACCGCCGUGGCAUAUAUACAUUCAGCUUGACAUGGGAUGAGAUAAAGACAUUGACGCCCUCAAUAUUGAACCCUUAUGAGAAAUACACAUUGGUCCGGAAUCCAAAAUUCAAAAAUCAAGGGAAACUUUUAACCUUGUCUGAUUUUUUGACCUUGACUGAAGGCUCUCGCAUCUUGAUCAGCAUAGAGAAUGCUGCCUACCUUGCAGAGAAGCAAGGAUUAAGUGUGACAAAUGCAGUCCUUGAUGCUUUACACAAAGCAAAACCAAGAUCACAUAGAGUUAUGAUUCAGUCAACUCAUAGCUCUGUGCUGAAAAUAUUCAAGGAUAAAUCCAAAUAUGAAGGGGUUUACAAGGUUGAUGAGAAUAUUGGUGAUGCUGCUGGCUCAGCUAUUGAGGACAUCAAAACAUUUGCUGAUUCUGUGGUAAUAGGAAAAGCAUCUGUUUUUCCUGAAACUUCAGCCUUUCUAGUUAACUCUACAAACACUUUGGCAAGGCUACAAUCAUUUAACCUCUCAGUUUAUGUGGAGACUUUCAGCAAUGAAUUUGUAUCUCAAGCAUGGGAUUACUACUCAGAUGCAUCUGUUGAGAUAAAUUCAUUUGUCAUUGGAGCUAAGAUUCAAGGAAUUAUUACUGACUUUCCUAAGACAGCUGAUAGAUAUAGGAGGAACUUGUGUUUAAAGCAUGGCAAGAAAGAGCCUUAUAUGAGUCCCACUAAACCUGGAGAACUUCUAAAACAAAUUUCUAAGUUAUACCUUCCACCACCUUCCCCUCCACUUCCAGUCUUGAAUGAUAUUAAUGUGACAGAAGCACCUUUGCCUGGUGUUUCUGGAAAAGUUCCAUCUCCCAGGGCACCACCUUCAGCCUCCAUCACAGCAUAAAGUUGAAUAUUAUAUAUUUUUAUGUGAUAGUAAACUAAGCUAUCCAUGCAUGCUAUUAGUUGCUAUCAGAAGUAUUUUUUUAUUAAAUUGAGUAUUAUAGUUAUUAUGAUAGCUCCUAAUGUAAAAUUUUAUGGUAACAAAAAACAAUGUAAGAUGUGAUGACCCAUGUAGUGUUCUUUCAUU
Abrus precatorius (Indian licorice) is the source of this 2352-nucleotide messenger RNA. RefSeq names its product glycerophosphodiester phosphodiesterase GDPDL3-like. Bases 1 to 2169 code for a protein of 722 amino acids. Gene Ontology annotation, molecular function: glycerophosphodiester phosphodiesterase activity. Gene Ontology annotation, biological process: lipid metabolic process. The transcript has 9 exons. Lineage: Eukaryota; Viridiplantae; Streptophyta; Magnoliopsida; Fabales; Fabaceae. The record is from RefSeq and is a predicted model, not a curated record.